AUGUCAUAUAGAAGGGUGUCUGAUCAGCCACCACAGAGGCGGAUAUUACGGACUCAGACUGCUGGGAAUUUAGGAUCAGACCCAAUCUUGGACAGUGAAGUGGUGCCUUCCUCACUUGUUGAGAUAGCUCCCAUCCUUCGUGUUGCUAAUGAAGUAGAGGCUAGCAAUAAAAGAGUUGCUUAUCUCUGUCGGUUUUAUGCCUUUGAACUAGCUCACAGACUAGAUCCCCAAUCUAGUGGACGUGGUGUUCGCCAAUUCAAAACUGCUCUUCUUCAGCGUCUGGAGAAGGAAAAUGUCACAACAUAUGAGGGAAGGAAGAAGAGUGAUGCUCGUGAAAUGCAGGCUUUUUAUAGGCAGUAUUACGAAAAGUAUAUUGAAGCAUUACAAAAUGCUGCUGAUAAGGACCGUGCUCAGCUCACAAAAGCAUAUCAAACAGCUGCUGUUUUAUUUGAGGUAUUGAAGGCAGUAAAUCGAACAGAAGAUGUUCCUGUGUCUGAAGAGAUUAUGCAAGCUCAUACUAAGGUUGAGGAACAAAAGCAAUUAUAUGCCCCUUAUAAUAUUUUGCCACUUGAUCCAGAGAGUGGAAAAGAGGCUAUAAUGAAAUAUCAUGAGAUAAAAGCUGCUGUUUCUGCGCUACGUAAUACCAGGGGUUUGCCUUGGACAAAGGAUCAUGGUAACAAAGUAAAUGAAGACAUUUUGGACUGGCUUCAGCUGAUGUUUGGUUUUCAGAAGGACAAUGUGGAAAAUCAAAGGGAGCACUUGAUUCUUUUGCUUGCGAAUGUACAUAUACGACAAAUUCCAAAACCUGAUCAACAACCCAAGUUGGAUGACCGUGCUUUAAAUGAAGUGAUGAAGAAACUCUUUAGAAACUACAAAAGAUGGUGCAAGUAUUUGGGUCGAAAAAGUAGCCUCUGUCAGACUAGUGGAGAUAUGGUGGCUUGUCAUAGUGAUUUCGGUGAGGUGGUCACUGGUCAGAAAAGGUUGGUGGCAGCGAUGACAUUACUGGGCUGA
This is a messenger RNA of Sphenostylis stenocarpa, 1011 nucleotides long. The record is from the annotation of a GenBank genome assembly. Lineage: Eukaryota; Viridiplantae; Streptophyta; Magnoliopsida; Fabales; Fabaceae.